This is a messenger RNA of Tyto alba (common barn owl), 798 nucleotides long. RefSeq names its product feather keratin Cos1-2-like. Gene Ontology annotation, cellular component: intermediate filament. The record is from RefSeq and is a predicted model, not a curated record. The transcript is spliced from 3 exons. NCBI's taxonomy places the organism in Eukaryota, Metazoa, Chordata, Aves, Strigiformes, Tytonidae. Gene Ontology annotation, molecular function: structural constituent of cytoskeleton. Bases 16 to 492 code for a protein of 158 amino acids.
AUAUUAUUAGCUGUGAUGGUUUGCAUUCAAGACGAGCUUGUCAGAAAAUUGUUCCCUCUGCAAAGGGUGCCUCUGGGCCUGCGGCAAGGAAGGGCAGGUAUAAAAGGCAGCCCCAGUCCCUGCUCUCUCAUCCACUUCUCUUGCCUCCUUCUCCUUGGCAACCAGGUGCACCUCCACCCUCGAGACAUGUCCUGCUCCGACCAGUGCCUGCCAUGCCGGCCCUGCGGCCCGACCCCGCUGGCCAACAGCUGCAAUGAGCCCUGUGUCAGGCAGUGCCAGAGCUCCACUGUCGCCAUCCAGCCCUCCCCCGUGGUGGUGACCCUGCCCGGCCCCAUCCUCAGCUCCUUCCCACAGAACACCGUUGUGGGCUCCUCCACCUCCGCCGCCGUUGGCAGCAUCCUCAGCUGUGACGGAGUCCCCAUCAACUCGGGGGGCUUUGACCUCUCCUGCAUCACCAGCCGCUACUGCGGCAGAAGGUGCCCCCCCUGCUAAAGCUGCUGGCAGCGUCCUUGGGCACGACCCUUUGAGACCUCAGAACAUGCUGCUGGAAUAGAGAGCCAAUGGCCUUGCAUUAAGGUCUUUAGGACAUUGUUUCCUUCUUGCACUCUCUUCUCUCUCUCCUUUGCUGUCACUGUCUCCCAAAGCCUGCCUAGCAGGGACCUAUUGGCCUCCCUCCUUUUGUGGGAUAGUCAGAGACAUUCCGCAGAAGUUCCAACACACCGUGUUGGCUGCUAUUGGGUUUGCCGUUGGGAUAAUUCCUUUCUUUCUUUAGACUCAUUAAAGUCGUGCUGCAUCGAA